Messenger RNA from Nerophis lumbriciformis (worm pipefish), 701 nucleotides. It is a transcript of the gene msrb2, whose product is annotated as methionine sulfoxide reductase B2. Gene Ontology annotation, biological process: protein repair; response to oxidative stress. The record is from RefSeq and is a predicted model, not a curated record. Lineage: Eukaryota; Metazoa; Chordata; Actinopteri; Syngnathiformes; Syngnathidae. Gene Ontology annotation, cellular component: cytoplasm. Gene Ontology annotation, molecular function: peptide-methionine (R)-S-oxide reductase activity.
UGUUGCACCCGACGCCGCAAGCAUGUCUCGUCUGGUCGCGCGCAUCUUUCUGAUUUACAAACACUCGAGAGCCGGCCUGCCAUUGUUGUCACGGCGGAGCAUCCCGGCCUUCAUUCGCCCUGUACACACAAGUGGAGGUUUGAAAUCUCUCACCCGCUAUGACGAGACGACAGACUGGCAAAAGAAACUCACUCCUGAGCAGUAUGUAGUCACUAGAGAGAGGGGGACAGAAGUGCCCUUUAGUGGGAUAUACCUGAACCACCAUGAAGUGGGGAUGUACCAUUGUGUCUGCUGUGAUUCUCCACUCUUCAGUUCUGAGUCCAAGUACGACUCUGGGACAGGCUGGCCCGCUUUCAAGGAGGCUCAUGGGACUUGGGAGCGAGAUGAAAGUCACUCCUCCAUCAUCCGUCGGCCUGACAACAGCCUGGGUAGCGCCAGCACUGAGGUGCUUUGUAAAAAUUGUGACGCCCACUUGGGCCACGUAUUUGAGGACGGGCCAGACCCGACUGGUCAGCGGUUCUGUAUUAACAGCGUGGCCCUCAACUUUAAACCCAGAGAGAGCAACAAACCUAAAGAGAAUGACGACAAUUGACACAAUAUUUGACAGUCAUCUCUUAUGUUAACACAUAAGAGAUGACAAAAUAACACAGCAUUGUUUUUUUUUUACAGUUUGCAUCAUGUAUUUGAAGCGGUUUCUUAAU